AUGGGACAAAAGCAAGUCCGCGCAUCGGCUCCGGUGCCGGAAUACGGAAGGUAACGAAAAAUUUAGUUUUGGCCUAAAAAUCGCAGAAUUUUCAGUUUUUCAAAGGAAAUUAGGCAGUGAGCUCAUUGUUUCCGCAAAAAAUUUAAAUAAAUGCUGAAUAAUUAUUUUUUCAGUUUAAUGUCGCCGACACCAAUUCCACCGCCUCGUUACAACAGAAAAGGUCAGGAGGAGGAGGAAGAACACCUCCAGAAUCCGCUUCUACAGCCGGAAGUCGCGGAAAUUGCCGUUUUGGAGCACAAAUUGUGCGGAAUCGACGUGCGCUCGUGGCUUCUGGCGCACACAGUGCUCGUGACGCUCCUUCUGAUUCCCGCUAUUAUCGCCUCCGCCUUCUUCCACGCUCUGAUCAUCGUCCCGUUCUCCUACAAUGCGCUCCUCCUCUUCGCCGCCCUGUGGAGAAAAAUUCCGGCGCUUCAGGCCGUCAAAGUGUUCGCGGUGAGCUCAUUUUUUCCCGAGAAUUGAAAUGUUUUUCAUGCUUUUCAAAUAAAGUUAUCAAUUUUUCAGUACAUUCUGCUGGCAACCGGAAUCUUGUCACUGCCUUUUCUGCCCUUUGCCUUGCUAGUUCUUAACAAGACGUCUAAUUAUUAUGCAUACAAAGGGAAUUACGGAUCGUGCAAUUUCAUCAAAGUAUAUUUGCUCGAACUGCCAAUUAUUUUCUCCAUUCCAUUGCACAUAGUCAAUUUUGGUGAGCAAAGGCGCUCUAUUGAUAAAUUUCCAAAAAAUCUUCAUUUUCAGUGAUUUUGUCGCAAAUCUACCUGGUCAAUAAAGUGCUUGACGUGGCGAAAUCGGAGCAGAAGGCCAAGGAAGAGCAACGUCUUCGUCUCGAGCUUCGAAUUUGA
Caenorhabditis sp. 36 PRJEB53466 is the source of this 896-nucleotide messenger RNA. Lineage: Eukaryota; Metazoa; Nematoda; Chromadorea; Rhabditida; Rhabditidae. The record is from the annotation of a GenBank genome assembly.